Molecule: messenger RNA, 1623 nt
Organism: Cucurbita pepo subsp. pepo (vegetable marrow)
Lineage: Eukaryota; Viridiplantae; Streptophyta; Magnoliopsida; Cucurbitales; Cucurbitaceae
Source: RefSeq, a predicted model, not a curated record
UGUGCAUGUGUUUCUCCUUUCUUUCCCAUUCUCUCUCUCUCUUUCCCGAUGGCGGCCUUUAUUUUGCCGCUGGUUAUUGCAACUCUGGCUUUAGCAGCGACGUCGUUUGUCAUCUUAUCUGUGUUAUACGACGCCGUUUCUUGCUACUGGUGGACUCCUAGACGCAUCAAAGAAAAGAUGGCUAUGCAAGGUGUGGGUGGCCCCAAACCCCGCCCUUUCCUCGGCAACAUCCUUGACGUCACCGCCCUCCUCUCCAAGUCCACCUCCCAAGACAUGCCCUCCAUCUCCCACGACCUCGUCCCCCGCCUCCUCCCGCACUAUCUCGUCUGGACCGCCCAGUUCGGUAUGUCUUUUUUUUUNUGGAAUGGGAUUGAGCCAAGAAUGUGUCUGGCUGAAACCGACUUGAUCAAAGAGCUUUUGUCUAAACACAGCGCCGUUACCGGCAAGUCGUGGCUCCAACAACAAGGGUCCAACCACUUUAUUGGUAGAGGUCUCUUAAUGGCCAACGGCCAAAACUGGUUCCAUCAACGACAUGUCGUCGCUCCCGCCUUCCUCGGCAACCGUCUCAAGAGUUACGUAGGAUACAUGGUUGAAUGCACGAGAGAAAUGCUUAUAUCAUUAGAAAACGAGGUCAAAUUGGGACGAACCGAGUUAGAAAUCGGCGAGUACAUGACAAGAAUCACGGCCGAUAUAAUUUCCAAAACCGAGUUUGGAAGCAGCUACGAAAAGGGAAAACAAAUCUUUCAUUUACUUACAACUCUACAGAAUCUCUGUGCUCAAGCUAGCCGCCACCUUUGCCUUCCUGGUAGCAGAUUUUUUCCGAGUAAAUAUAACCGAGAAAUAAAGGCAUUAAAAGGGAAAGUGGAGGGAUUGUUAAUGGAGAUCAUAGAGAGCAGAAAGGAGUGUGUGGAGAAUGGUAAUGAUUUAUUAGGAAUGUUGCUGAAUGAGAUGCAGAAUAAACGAGACAAUAAGGGUUUUAAUUUGAAUUUGCAAAUAAUAAUGGAUGAAUGCAAGACCUUCUUCUUUGCCGGCCAUGAAACCACAGCUCUCUUGCUCACUUGGACUGUCAUGUUAUUAGCCACCAACCCUUCUUGGCAACACAAGGUUCGAGCUGAAGUCAUAGCCGUCUGCAACCGCCAAGCUCCCUCGCUCGACCAUCUCCCUAAACUCUCCCUGUUGGGUAUGGUUAUAAAUGAGUCCCUGAGACUAUACCCACCUGCGAGCAUUCUUCCAAGGAUGGCGUUUGAGGAUAUAAAGCUCAGAGACUUAGAGAUUCCAAAAGGGUUGGCGAUAUGGAUCCCAGUGCUAGCCAUUCACCACAGUGAGGAGCUAUGGGGAAAGGACGCGAAUGAGUUCAACCCUGAAAGAUUUGGGAGCUCGAAGGCGUUCACGUCGGGUAGGUUCAUACCGUUUGCUUUUGGACCGCGCAACUGCGUCGGGCAAUCUUUCGCUGUCAUGGAAACGAAGAUCAUAUUGGCCAUGCUCAUCGCCAAGUUUUCCUUCACCAUCUCCCAAAACUAUCGCCAUGCACCCGUGGUCGUGCUCACUAUCAAACCUAAAUAUGGUGUUCAAGUUUGCUUGACCCCUUUGAAUUAAUUCACUUUUUUUUUUUUUUUUUUUUUU